CAACAUAAGCUCACUCUAGUGUUGUCUCUUCGCGGAACACCACUGAUCACCGCACGCGCAUGUACUACCAACUUUUUUAACAACAUCGCGGUUUUUAUUAGCAGUGCAAUUUUUUAUAGUGGUCCAUUAAUGUUGAUUUGGUAACAAUGGCGUGUCGAUCGUGCGUGACAAUAUUAUGUUUAUUGAGUGUGAUCUUGGAGGCGGCUGAUGUUUUGACUCUCUCGAUACCAUCGCCCCGCGUCUGCAUCAUUGGCGCGGGCUACUCUGGACUGGGCACUGCUCGGUACAUGAGGGAGUACGGAGUCAACUUCACAGUAUUCGAGGCUUCCCGCCACAUCGGAGGCACCUGGAGGUUCGACCCUCACGUCGGCACCGAUGAAGAUGGACUACCUCUCUUCACUAGCAUGUAUAAAAAUUUAAGAACAAACACUCCUCGCCAGACGAUGGAGUACGCCGGGUUCCCGUUCCCCGAGGGCACUCCCUCCUACCCCACGGGACCCUGCUUCUACAAGUACCUGCAGCACUUCGCCAAACAUUUCGAACUCAUGAACAAUAUACAACUCCAAAGUUACGUGAACCUAGUGAAAUGGGCCAAAGACCACUGGGAGGUGACGUACACGAAGACCGACACGAAGGAACAGUUGACAGAAGUGUGUGACUUCAUAGUGGUCGCGAGCGGAGAGUUCAGUAGCCCUGUCGUACCAAAUAUCGAUAGACUGGAGAUGUUCAAAGGAAAAGUGAUUCACAGCCACGAUUACAAAGACGCAGAAGAGUUCAGGAAUCGUCGCGUACUUUUAGUCGGUGCUGGAGCAUCAGGCCUUGAUCUGGCAAUGCAGCUAUCCAACGUGACAUCCCAGCUCUUCCAUAGUCAUCAUCUCAACUACAACCAGCCAGACUUUUCCAAGACUUACGUUAAGAAACCAGACAUUGACUCGUUUACACCCACCGGAGCGUUUUUCGUUGAUGGUUCCACUGAAGAGUUCGAUGAUGUUAUCUUUUGCACAGGUUACAACUACAACCAUCCAUUCCUCGACAGCAGUUCAGGAGUGACGGCGUCGCGCAAGUUUGUACUGCCGCUGUACCAGCAGACAGUCAACAUCAAACAUCCCAGCAUGACCUUCGUAGGAGUCUCCAAGAAAGUCAUCAACAGAGUUAUGGAUGCUCAGGGUCAGUACGCCGCAGCACUAGCGUCAGGAAAGUUCCAGCUGCCGUCACAGGAGGAGAUGCUGAGGAACUGGCUGGAGCAUGUGUACGCGCAGCAAAAUAAGGGCAUGAGGAUCGUCGAUGUCAAUGUUAUUAGUGAUAUGGAUUCAUACUUCGGUAACCUAACUCUUGAAGCAGAUAUCACGCCAGCACCCCCAGUACUGACUAAAAUAGCUCGUUUCAACGGCAAGAACCGUCUGGAAGAUUUGCUCAACUAUCGUGAUUAUGACUACAAAGUUAUAGAUAAAGAAAAUUAUGAGAGGAGGUAUACACCAAGAAAAGAGUUGCCUUGUCCUAUCGAACUACAAUAAUUAAUUUUAAACUUUUGGAGGAAAUAUUGACUUAUGAAAUUGGACAAUCUUGGAGGAUCUUAUAGAUCUUAAAGAAGAAUAAGCGUACAAUGUACAGAUCUUGAGUGAAGAUCAAAUUUUAAAUGAUGAGAUUAUUAAAACGAUGUGAAUUAUAACAUGAGUGGAUGAUGUGAGUGCAUUUCAUUGACCAAUACAAUUGAUCUUGCCUGUAAUGACAGUAGGUACUAAUUGCAGGGCCCGUUUCACCACUUCUAAAUAUUUUGAGGGACCUUUAUAUAGUUUUAUCUUUAUGAAAGUGGUGAAACGUGCUAUCAUUUAAAUAAAAUACAUUAAUGCAAUUUGUUAUUCAUUUAUUUGAAUGUUACCAUAAAAUCAAUAAUGUAAUAAUUAUUAUAAAUUAAUAGGUACAAAAUAAACUACUUAUCCAGUAUUGAUUGUUUUUGUACAUUCAUUGUUUGUAAAUUAAGUGAUUUUUACUAAUUAUUUAAUAAUUCUAUAUAAAAUUAACUAUAGUGUAAAAUCCUAACUAUAAGGUACAUUUUAAUGUUAUAUCAAAUAAUAAACAGUUGGAAUUGU
This is a messenger RNA of Helicoverpa zea (corn earworm), 2090 nucleotides long. It is a transcript of the gene FMO1, whose product is annotated as senecionine N-oxygenase-like. Gene Ontology annotation, molecular function: N,N-dimethylaniline monooxygenase activity; NADP binding; flavin adenine dinucleotide binding. The transcript is spliced from 9 exons. The coding region runs from base 147 to 1514 and encodes 455 amino acids. The record is from RefSeq and is a predicted model, not a curated record. NCBI's taxonomy places the organism in Eukaryota, Metazoa, Arthropoda, Insecta, Lepidoptera, Noctuidae.